CCCUUCUUCUUCAGCCGGAUGUAUUCAGUUUCCCCUCCAACGAGGGUUCUUGAAUGGACGCCAUUACUACAAGACUGCUCCAUCUCUCAAAAUCCUUGAACAAAUUGAGAUCUUUGAAACCGAUUCAAGUUCUUCAUCAGAAAGCGAUCUCUUUCGGAUUGCAACACAACGUAGCCCUGUGCAAGAACCUAAUAAAUCUCUACAUUUCCCGCGGCGACUAUCAAUCCGCGAAAUUGAUUUUUCAAGGAGUACAGAAUCCAUCAAACAUCACGCUAUGGAACGCGUUGAUCGCAGCAUACGUGAAGAACGCAAUGUUCCAAGAGGCUCUGUCGCUAUUCGAGAAAUUACUGCGUUUUCCAAAUCUGAAACCAGACAGUUACACGUACCCGAGCUUGUUGAAGGCCUGCGGAGGUUUGGGGAGAACAGAUUACGGGGAGAUGAACCAUUCUUUGUUGAUGAAAUUAGGGUUCAUGUCGGAUGUGGUAAUCGCGAGUUCAUUGAUCGGAAUGUACGCCAAAUGUGGUAUGUUUAUAUCUGCAGUGAAGGUGUUCGACGAAAUGCCUGAAAGGGAUUUAGCUUGUUGGAAUAAUGUGAUCACUUGUUAUUAUCAGAGUGGGCAAUGGAAGAAGGCAUUGGAGUAUUUUGAUAAGAUGAGGAGCUAUGGAUUGAGGCCCGAUUCUGUCUCCUAUACCGUCGCGAUUUCGUCGUGCGGUCGCCUCAUCGAUUUGGAAAGAGGCGAAAAAAUUCACGAUGAAGCGCGCCGGACCGGUCUUGCGAUGGAUAGUUACGUUAGCGCCGCACUCGUCGAUAUGUUUGGGAAAUGUGGCGCCUUAAAGAAGGCGAAGGAAGUUUUCGACGAAAUAAGGGACAAGAGCUUAGUUUCUUGGAAUGCCGUGAUCGGUGGGUAUAGUCUAGUCGGGGAUACUAAUUCAUGUAUUCGACUUUUUGAGAAAAUGGUCGGGGAAAGGGUUCGACCAAGUUCGACGACAAUAAGUAGCUUGUUAAUGGCGUGCGCUAAAUCAGCAAAUCUCCGGGCCGGGAAGUUUAUUCACGGAUAUAUAACGAGGAGUAAUGUCGCGAGCGAUAUCUUCCUCGAAAGCUCGCUAAUCGACAUGUAUGUUAAAUGUGGACGUGUUUUGACAGCGGAGAUUAUCUUCAAUCGAAUGGCGAAAUCGAAUAUCGUCGCUUGGAAUGUUAUGAUUUCGGGCUAUGUAACUGCAGGCUGUUACUUCGAGGCGCUUCGUACGUUUGACGACAUGCGGAAAUCUGGCGUAAAACCUGAUGCAAUAACGUUCACGAGCGCUUUGUCGGCUUGUUCGCAGCUGGCUGCGUUGGAGCGAGGUAGAGAGCUCCACGAGUGCAUAGUCGAAAAUAGGUUGGAUUCGAACGAAAUAUUAGCCGGAUCCCUUCUUGAUAUGUAUGCGAAAUGCGGCGCCGUGGAAGAAGCCGAGAGUGUAUUUAAUCGGUUGUCAACAAGAGAUGUAGUUUCGUGGACUUCGAUGAUCGUAUCCUACGGCUCGCACGGUCGAGCGCCCGAAGCUUUGAAGCUUUUCGAGGAUAUGUUGCGAGUGCGUGUACCACCGGAUAGAGUUACGUUUCUCGCAGUAAUUUCGGCUUGCAGCCACGCCGGACUAGUCGACGAGGGGCGGCGAUGUUUUAAAUUAAUGGUAAAUGAUUAUGGAAUUCGACCUUCGGUUGCGGAGUAUUCGUGUCUUAUCGAUCUUCUCGGGCGUGCUGGGAGGUUAAUCGAAGCUUACGACAUUCUCCGGAAGAAUGCUGACAUUAAAGACGACGUUGAGCUGUUGAGUACGCUGUUUGCUGUGUGCGGUUUGCACGGGGAGCUCGAGUUGGGGGAGAAAAUUGCGAAACUUAUUAUCGAGAAGGAUCCGGACGAUCAUUCGACUUACGUUGGUCUUGAAAAGAUGUACGCCGGCAAGAAGAAAUGGGACAAGGUGCGCGAGAUCCGAUUCAAAAUGAAAGAAUUCGGCUUGAAGAAGAAUCCGGGAUGUAGCUGGAUUGAAAUCGACGAGACAAUCCGAUCCUUCGUAGCCGAGGAUCGAACAUUCGCGCAACGAGAAGACAUCUACGGCUGCUUGUCGAUUCUAUAUAACGACAUGGAGAACGACGAAAUGGAAGCGCAAGAGGAGGCGUAGUCGAACAAAUGCGUCGAAAAGUUUAGACAGCAGUGAUCUUCACAAAGCCUUCUUGUUCGAGAGACGGCACAAACAAGCGAAGAAGAUGCCAGACGCGCGGAGCUUCGGUAGAUGCAUCAAGUCUAUCAAAUCAUCGCUCUCGAAAGGAACAGGAACUAUGCCGCCGUGUGUUUGUUUGGCCGUUUGAAUUUUGAUUUGAGAUUUAAAUAGUAAAAAUUUUGAAUCGAUAGAUAGUUAAAUGAUGUGAUAUAAAUUUUUAAUUGAUGUGACAUUUGAAUGUAA
Messenger RNA from Andrographis paniculata, 2435 nucleotides. Its product is annotated as pentatricopeptide repeat-containing protein At5g27110. Gene Ontology annotation, biological process: RNA modification. NCBI's taxonomy places the organism in Eukaryota, Viridiplantae, Streptophyta, Magnoliopsida, Lamiales, Acanthaceae. The record is from RefSeq and is a predicted model, not a curated record. The transcript is spliced from 2 exons. Gene Ontology annotation, molecular function: protein binding; RNA binding. The coding region runs from base 54 to 2153 and encodes 699 amino acids.